Messenger RNA from Humulus lupulus (European hop), 1236 nucleotides. Its product is annotated as phenylalanine ammonia-lyase. Bases 31 to 1095 code for a protein of 354 amino acids. Gene Ontology annotation, cellular component: cytoplasm. Lineage: Eukaryota; Viridiplantae; Streptophyta; Magnoliopsida; Rosales; Cannabaceae. The transcript has a single exon. Gene Ontology annotation, biological process: L-phenylalanine catabolic process. Gene Ontology annotation, molecular function: phenylalanine ammonia-lyase activity. The record is from RefSeq and is a predicted model, not a curated record.
CUUAGGACAUCGCCCCAAUGGCUUGGACCAAUGAUCGAAGUGAUCAGAUUCUCAACCAAGUCUAUUGAAAGAGAGAUCAACUCAGUGAACGACAACCCUUUGAUUGACGUUUCAAGGAACAAGGCUAUUCACGGUGGAAACUUCCAAGGGACCCCAAUUGGAGUUUCCAUGGACAAUACCCGUUUGGCUGUUGCAGCAAUUGGUAAGCUCAUGUUUGCCCAAUUUUCUGAACUUGUCAAUGACUUUUACAACAAUGGUCUGCCUUCAAAUCUCUCUGGUGGCCGCAACCCAAGUUUAGACUAUGGCUUCAAGGGAGCUGAAAUCGCCAUGGCCUCCUAUUGUUCGGAGCUUCAAUAUCUUGCUAAUCCGGUGACUACCCAUGUCCAGAGCGCUGAACAACACAACCAAGAUGUGAACUCUCUGGGAUUGAUAUCUUCAAGGAAGACUGCUGAGGCUAUUGAUAUUCUCAAGCUCAUGUCCACAACAUUCUUGGUUGCCCUUUGCCAGGCCAUCGACUUGAGACAUUUGGAGGAUAAUCUAAGGCGGACAGUUAAGAAAACUGUGAGUCAAGUGGCUAAGAAAGUGCUGACGACUAGCGUUAGUGGCGAACUCCACCCAUCAAGAUUUUGCGAGAAGGAAUUGCUUAAAGUUGUAGAUAGGGAAUAUGUCUUUACGUACAUUGAUGAUCCCUGCAGUGCUACCUACCCAUUGAUGCAAAAACUAAGGCAAGUACUUGUCGAACAAGCUUUGGUUAAUGGUGAAAAUGAGAAGAAUCCGAACACUUCAAUCUUCCAAAAGAUUGGAGCUUUUGAGGAAGAAUUGAAGACCCUUUUGCCUAAAGAGGUUGAGAGUGCAAGGAUUGGUGUGGAAAGUGGGAAUGCAGGCAUAUCGAACAAGAUCAAGGAGUGCAGGUCUUAUCCAUUGUACAAAUUUGUGAGAGAGGAGUUGGGGACUGGUUUGCUUACAGGAGAGAAUGUUAGAUCACCAGGAGAGGAGUUCGACAUGGUGUUCACUGCUAUGUGUCAAGGAAAGAUCAUCGAUCCCAUGCUGGAAUGUCUCAGUAGCUGGAAUGGUUCCCCUCUUCCAAUCUGUUAGUUGUCAUUAUUAAUUGUUUUUUUUUGUUCUUGAAGUGUCAACCACGCUUUAAAUAAGUGUUGUAAAACUAUUAUUUGUCAGAUGUAAUUUUGAUUCUAUUUUUUACGGUGAUGAUGAAAUAACACCUAAUUUCGAAUAUCA